Molecule: messenger RNA, 1853 nt
Organism: Brassica napus (rape)
Lineage: Eukaryota; Viridiplantae; Streptophyta; Magnoliopsida; Brassicales; Brassicaceae
Product: NAC domain containing protein 50
Exons: 5
Coding region: 251-1516 (421 amino acids)
Biological process (GO): regulation of DNA-templated transcription
Molecular function (GO): DNA binding
Source: RefSeq, a predicted model, not a curated record
AAAAAAAGCAAAAUUGGAAUCGCAAUCCGAAGAAGACAACUUGUUGUCUAGCCUUCUGGGAAACGCCAAAAAAAAAGAGGAAGAACAAUUAAUUUCUUGCAAUUGAAGGUACCUUUAAUCUUCGCCGUCUCUCUUUGGUUUCUUCUCCGUAAAAUCCAAAACCCAUCUCCCAACUUCCUUUGUCUGUUCGUCUUCUGAAGUCUGGAGAAAGAGAACAAACCCUAGUAACAAAGUUUGGUCUUUUGCUUUAAUGGAUCGCGGUUCUGUGGCUGCUGAGUCCUCGCCGUCUACAGCGACUGCGCCGAGUACUGCCGUGGCGGCUACGGCGCUUGCUCCCGGGUUCCGAUUUCAUCCCACUGACGAGGAGCUCGUGAGCUAUUACUUGAAGCGAAAGGUUCUGGGUAGACCAGUGCGGUUCGAUGCGAUUGGGGAUGCCGAUAUCUACAAGUACGAGCCUUGGGACUUAGCAGUGUUUUCGAGGUUGAAGACAAGGGACCAAGAAUGGUACUUCUACUGCGCGUUAGACAAGAAGUACGGCAACGGCGCUAGAAUGAACCGAUCCACCAACAUAGGCUACUGGAAAGCCACCGGAAAAGACAGAGAAAUCCGCCGCGGCGAUCAGAUCCUCGGUAUGAAGAAGACGCUCGUUUUCCACAGCGGGCGUGCCCCGGAUGGGCUCCGGACCAACUGGGUCAUGCACGAGUAUCGCCUUGUGGACUAUGAAACCGAAAGCAACGGAAACUUGGUGCAAGAUGCAUAUGUGUUGGUCAAAGUGUUCCACAAGAAGAACAUUGGACCACCAAGUGCGAACAGAUAUGCGCCGUUCAUUGAAGAGGAGUGGGCUGAUGAUGGAGUAGUUAGAGUCAGGGCAGAGCCGUUACCAGUAGCCAAUGGAAACAACCAGAUGGGCCAGUCAGAAAGCAAGGAGCUUAUUAACAUCAACGAGACACCAAGAGAGGCUACUCCAAUGGAUAUGGAAGUUAACCAUCAGGAGAAUGCUCUCAAGCCGCAGGAGAAUAACAACAACAACAAUAACAAUUGUGAUGAAGAUGAGAAAGCACUCAAACGUGAGCACGCAGAUGAGGUUGAGCGUCCUCCUCCUCCUCCGUUACCUCUCCUCCAAUACAAACGCAGACGCCAAAACGAAUCCAACAACAAAAACUCAAGCAGGACCACACCGGAGUCGUCCACAACAACAACCUUAAUCUCAUCAUCUGCUGCUGCCACCAGCACCGCCAUCUCUGCAUUGCUUGAGUUCUCCCUCAUGGACAUCUCCGAGAAGAAACCUCUUCACAAGGAAGGUUCUCCUCCUACUCCACUUCCAUCUCUUGAAGAGAAGAUGCUUAACGAUCUCUAUAAGGAGAUUCACGAGAUGUCUGUUGAGAGACAGACUUUCAAGCUUGAGAUGAUGAGUGCAGAGGCUAUGAUCAGUAUUCUCCAGUCCAGGAUCGAUGCACUUCGCCAGGAAAACGAUGAGCUGAAGAAGAACAGCGACAAGGGACAAGGAACGCUCUAAAAAACAUAACUCUAGGAAUGGGAAGAUAAUGAACGACUUGAGAGGAGACAUGACAAGACUACAGCAAGGAAUGAGAUAUAUGCAGAGAUGACUUCAGAAACUUGUAAUGACUAUGCAGUCUUAGCUGCAGCGUUUGGUUCAGACAAGAGGUCUCUGCAGCUUUAAACCGAUCGAUCAUCCGGUGACCAAGGUUUUUUUUUAUUUGUGCAUACAGAUUCACCAUUUCAUGAUUAAUAUAACUAAUAUUGUGUUAAAAAUUAGUUAAUUACAUACUUAUGCAUGGUUCAUUGAUCUAUAUAGAAAUAGUAAUAAUAUCUUCGACGAAGUUGUUUAGCUU